GCGGCCGGCGCUGGAACCGCGGCUCGCCGCCAGCUCUGCCGGGCGUUAAGGGCCGGGGGCCGAGGUUCACGGGAGGCGACAGCGAGCGGCCGGGCGGCCGGGGAGAGAGCGACAGGCGGUGCGGGGACCGAUUCCGGGUGUCCGGGCCAUGCUGGCCUGGCGGCUGCGCUGAGCAGAGGCCGAGCCCGGGACGCGCCGAGGGAUUGCGGGGCUGCGGGUCAUGGAUGCGGCGGCAGCGGCGCGGGACGGCGGGAGCCCAGCCGCGACCAGGUGAGGAGGCGGCGUCCGGCGCCACAGCAGCCGCGGCGGCCUCGGAGGAAGAGGGCUCGCCGCCGCGCGCCCGCCCGCCCGCCGUCGCUGCCCUUCCUGUUGGGAUUAUCUUCUGCUCCCCGCUGCUUCUUCGCUCCCCGCGGUCGAAGCCGCCUCUGGGCUUCAGCGGCUCGGACUCCUUGGCAGCCGGUGCCUCUGCUACCUGGGCCUCGUAGCUGGGAGACCCUUGGGCGAGACCAUGAGGAAAUUCAACAUCAGGAAGGUGCUGGACGGCCUGACCGCAGGCUCGUCCUCGGCCUCUCAACAGCAGCAACAGCAGCAGCACCCGCCUGGGAACCGGGAGCCCGAGAUCCAGGAGACGCUCCAGUCCGAGCACUUCCAACUCUGCAAGACUGUUCGCCAUGGAUUUCCCUAUCAGCCCUCAGCCCUGGCCUUUGAUCCCGUUCAGAAGAUCCUGGCGGUAGGAACCCAGACUGGUGCUUUAAGGCUCUUUGGUCGUCCAGGGGUGGAGUGUUAUUGCCAGCAUGACAGUGGAGCGGCAGUGAUUCAACUCCAGUUCCUGAUUAACGAGGGAGCCCUUGUGAGUGCCUUGGCUGAUGACACCUUACACUUGUGGAAUUUACGUCAGAAAAGGCCUGCUGUGUUACAUUCACUCAAAUUUUGCAGAGAAAGGGUUACAUUUUGCCAUCUGCCUUUCCAGAGUAAGUGGCUCUAUGUGGGCACGGAACGAGGUAACAUACAUAUUGUCAAUGUGGAGUCCUUCACACUCUCAGGCUACGUCAUUAUGUGGAAUAAAGCCAUCGAACUGUCAUCUAAAUCUCACCCAGGACCUGUUGUCCAUAUAAGUGAUAAUCCCAUGGACGAGGGGAAGCUUUUGAUUGGCUUUGAAUCUGGAACAGUAGUCUUAUGGGACCUCAAGUCAAAGAAGGCUGACUACAGGUACACUUACGACGAGGCUAUUCACUCUGUGGCUUGGCAUCAUGAAGGAAAACAGUUUAUUUGCAGUCAUUCUGAUGGUACAUUGACCAUAUGGAAUGUGAGGUCCCCUACUAAACCUGUACAGACCAUCACUCCUCACGGAAAACAGUUAAAGGAUGGGAAGAAACCUGAGCCGUGCAAGCCUAUCCUCAAGGUGGAGUUCAAGACGACGAGAUCGGGGGAACCUUUUAUUAUUUUGUCGGGAGGCUUAUCAUAUGACACCGUGGGAAGAAGACCUUGCUUAACAGUGAUGCACGGGAAAAGCACGGCAGUGCUGGAAAUGGACUAUUCAAUUGUCGACUUUCUCACACUCUGUGAAACGCCAUAUCCAAAUGAUUUUCAGGAACCGUAUGCUGUGGUUGUUCUCCUGGAGAAGGAUUUAGUGCUGAUAGACCUGGCACAGAAUGGAUACCCUAUAUUUGAGAAUCCCUACCCUUUGAGUAUACACGAGUCCCCUGUUACAUGUUGUGAAUAUUUUGCUGAUUGUCCUGUGGACCUUAUUCCUGCACUUUAUUCUGUUGGAGCUAGACAGAAACGUCAAGGUUACAGCAAAAAGGAAUGGCCCAUCAAUGGUGGUAAUUGGGGCUUGGGUGCUCAAAGUUACCCAGAAAUAAUUAUUACAGGGCAUGCUGAUGGCUCAAUUAAAUUCUGGGAUGCUUCUGCAAUAACUCUACAAGUACUGUAUAAAUUAAAAACAUCUAAAGUAUUUGAAAAGUCAAGAAAUAAAGAUGACAGACAGAACACCGACAUUGUGGAUGAAGAUCCAUAUGCCAUUCAGAUCAUCUCCUGGUGCCCAGAGAGCAGAAUGCUGUGCAUAGCCGGAGUGUCGGCUCAUGUCAUCAUUUAUAGAUUCAGCAAGCAGGAAGUGGUUACAGAAGUCAUUCCGAUGCUUGAAGUCCGACUGUUAUAUGAAAUAAAUGAUGUGGAAACGCCAGAGGGUGAGCAGCCACCCCCUUUGUCCACCCCCGUGGGCAGCUCCAACUCUCAGCCCAUCCCCCCUCAGUCUCAUCCGUCUACCAGCAGCAGCUCAUCGGAUGGGCUUCGCGAUAAUGUACCGUGUUUAAAAGUUAAAAACUCACCACUUAAACAGUCUCCCGGCUAUCAGACAGAGCUAGUCAUUCAGUUGGUGUGGGUGGCUGGAGAACCCCCGCAGCAGAUCACCAGCCUAGCACUCAACUCUUCCUACGGACUGGUGGUUUUCGGCAACUCCAAUGGCAUCGCAAUGGUUGACUACCUCCAGAAAGCAGUGCUGCUCAACCUCAGCACCAUUGAACUAUACGGCUCAAAUGAUCCUUAUCGGAGAGAACCGCGGUCGCCCCGCAAAUCUCGACAGCCUUCAGGAGCGGGCCUGUGUGAUAUUACCGAAGGAACUGUCGUCCCAGAGGAUCGCUGCAAAUCUCCAACUUCCGGUUCUUCCUCGCCACACAAUUCAGACGAUGAACAAAAAGUGAAUAAUUUUAUAGAAAAGGUGAAGACCCAAAGCAGAAAGUUUUCCAAGAUGGUAGCCAGUGAUCUAGCAAAGAUGUCAAGGAAAUUAAGCUUGCCAACUGAUCUAAAGCCUGAUUUAGAUGUGAAAGACAAUUCCUUCAGCAGAUCUCGGAGUUCAAGUGUGACCAGCAUUGACAAAGAGUCCCGGGAAGCCAUCUCUGCUCUUCAUUUCUGUGAGACUUUCACAAGGAAGGCAGACUCCUCCCCCUCCCCGUGCCUGUGGGUGGGAACCACGGUGGGAACUGCCUUUGUCAUCACGCUGAAUCUCCCCCUGGGGCCUGAGCAGAGACUGCUUCAGCCAGUGAUUGUGUCUCCAAGCGGUACUAUAUUGAGGUUAAAAGGUGCAAUCUUGAGAAUGGCAUUUCUGGAUGCCACGGGCUGCUUAAUGCCACCUGCAUACGAACCCUGGAAAGAGCACAACGUUCCUGAAGAAAAAGACGAAAAGGAGAAAUUGAAAAAGCGGCGACCUGUCUCAGUGUCCCCCUCCUCUUCUCAGGAAAUUAGUGAAAACCAGUACGCAGUGAUAUGUUCUGAAAAGCAAGCAAAGGUCAUCUCACUGCCAACCCAGAACUGUGCAUACAAGCAGAACAUCACUGAGACGUCCUUCGUGCUCCGUGGAGACAUUGUCGCCCUGAGUAACAGUGUCUGCCUCGCCUGCUUCUGUGCCAAUGGCCACAUUAUGACUUUCAGUUUGCCGAGCUUGAGGCCUCUGCUGGAUGUCUACUACCUGCCCCUUACCAACAUGCGGAUAGCCAGGACGUUCUGCUUCGCCAACAGUGGGCAAGCCUUAUACCUUGUUUCACCUACUGAAAUCCAGAGACUCACCUACAGUCAGGAGACGUGUGAAAACCUUCAGGAGAUGCUUGGUGAGCUCUUCACGCCUGUAGAAACACCAGAAGCACCAAACAGAGGGUUCUUCAAAGGCUUAUUUGGAGGUGGUGCACAAUCUCUUGAUAGAGAAGAACUGUUUGGAGAGUCAUCCUCGGGAAAGGCAUCAAGGAGCCUUGCACAGCACAUCCCGGGUCCUGGCGGGAUCGAAGGUGUGAAGGGAGCCGCGUCGGGAGUGGUGGGAGAACUGGCCCGAGCCAGGCUGGCCCUCGACGAGAGAGGACAGAAGCUCAGCGACUUGGAAGAGAGGACCGCAGCCAUGAUGUCCAGCGCAGACUCGUUUUCCAAACACGCUCACGAGGUAUGCCUGCCUCACGGCCACCCAAAGAGCUAGACAAGCAAAUGGGGG
Molecule: messenger RNA, 3973 nt
Organism: Rattus rattus (black rat)
Lineage: Eukaryota; Metazoa; Chordata; Mammalia; Rodentia; Muridae
Gene: Stxbp5
Product: syntaxin binding protein 5
Exons: 27
Coding region: 509-3958 (1149 amino acids)
Biological process (GO): regulation of protein secretion; regulation of exocytosis
Cellular component (GO): cytoplasm; plasma membrane; SNARE complex
Molecular function (GO): GTPase activator activity; syntaxin binding; myosin II binding
Source: RefSeq, a predicted model, not a curated record